UUUUGCUCUACUUUUAAUUUACAUUUAAAAUUAGUAAAAGACAGUAUUUUUCAGUAUUUUAUGUCUGCUACUAUUGACUAAACUGUCUACCUGCCGGGUUUAGUGUGUAUUUCCUCCUACAUUAUCCUUAACUUGCUACACUUCACUCUUCACACCAUCACAUCACAAUGGAAUCUGGAUUGAGGUCGACUAUUGAAGAACUGAAGCAAGAAUUCCAAACGAGAAUGGCCUCUUUUGAAUGCGACCUGCAGAAGGCUUCAAAUUCUUCCACUGGUACUUCGGGGAUAGCAGCGGAGUUUGCCUCAUUUCGGUUGUUCGUUACCCAGACUCUCAACCUGCUGCAACAGCAAAUUGAGACGUUAUCUCGCAGCGUGGACACCAUGGAGAUGCAGAGACGUAGAAAAAUCCUGCUCAUUCAUGGCGCUGACGAAGCGCAAAACGAGAACACUGCUCGAGUUAUUGCUGACAUAGUGGUUCAGCGGCUGGGAAUCACUGACUUCACGGUUGGUGAUAUACAACGCUGCCAGAGGCUGGGUCGUCCUUCUCCUCAGAAGUCUAGGCCGAUUCUGGUGAAGCUGCAGGACGCCGUGGUUCGUGACAACCUUUGGCAUAAUAAAACUAAGCUCAAGGGUUCUGGUAUUACAUUAUCAGAGUUCCUAACAAAGGCUCGACACGACAUCUUCCUGGCGGCACGCGAAAAAUUCGGCGUCACCAAGUGUUGGACAAACCAGGGCAACGUAUUUGUCUUAAACUCCAGUGGUCGUCAUCGAGUUGUAUCGCUGUCAGACGUCGGUCGGAUUCCUGUGGACGCUGCUAAACCCGCGGCUGUGAUGAAAACUUCGGUCGCGCCGAAAACUCGCCGCGCUGUAGCUACUAAGAAGUAAUAUGUGUCCUACCCCUUGAUUCUUUAUUUCAAGUCAGGUAUCACUUCACUAUAGUUCAUUUUAUUUACUUUUACUGAUACUUAUUACCUACCCUUCCAUUCUUUUGUUUUUCACUUUUAAUGUAUCUGUCAAUAACUUCACCUGACACCUGACAUGUGAAUCUUGUUCCGUAUACUGCAACGUUUAGUUUU
Manduca sexta (tobacco hornworm) is the source of this 1075-nucleotide messenger RNA. RefSeq lists its product as uncharacterized. Lineage: Eukaryota; Metazoa; Arthropoda; Insecta; Lepidoptera; Sphingidae. The record is from RefSeq and is a predicted model, not a curated record. The coding region runs from base 168 to 884 and encodes 238 amino acids. The transcript has a single exon.